AUGUCACUGGAGGUCUUGGAUUUGGGGGCACAGCACAACCACAGGCGGCCCCAAGUACCUCUUAUAGCAGCUCUCCUUAAGUGCCUUCCCACCUGUCUGGCCACAAGAGCCCUGUCGAGGGGCGUCUCCCACACCGAGACCCUCACUGCGCUCCACCUGGCGCAGAAACUGGUGAGGCCCUCCCGAAUCGUCCUGAUUGGUGGAGAGCGCGCGCGAGCGCUACCGCUCCGCCCCCGGACCCGCCCUCCUGCGGCACUGCCCCGCCCCCUGGUUUACAAGGCUGGCCGUGUGGCUUCCAAGUUGGAACGCGAAGGCGCGGGCGCGAAAAAGCUCGGACCCUCCGAGGCCGAGGGGCCACUUAGCCGUCAUGCACGCCGUCGCUCCAGGCCUGACAAGCACCCGGAAAUGCCCAUUGCCCAGGCCCCCCUCGACGCCGAUACCCACACAUACCAGGAGACUGGUCCUCGAGGACCCGCCGCCCGACUCCCAGGAUCGUUCUGGAGAACAAGAGCCUAUCAGGUUGGAGGAGCCACGGAGGCUGCGUGGAGGACGGGAUGUAUCGAAUACCAGUGGACAGAGGACUUCAGCAGAGGAGAUGGUAUCCCAGGCGCAGCAUCCCAGUGCAACGUCAGCUUGAAGAAACAGAGGCACCGUGGCAUCCUCAGCUCCUUCUUCUGCUGCUUCCGUGAUUAUAAUGUGGAGGCCCCACCAGCCAGCGGCCCCAGUGUGCUUCCGCCACUGGUGGAGGAGAACGGUGGGCUUCAGAAGGGUGACCAGAGGCAGGUCAUUCCCAUACCAAGUCCACCAGCUAAAUACCUCCUUCCAGAGGCGACGGUGCUUGACUAUGGAAAGAAAUGUGUGGUCAUUGAUUUAGAUGAAACAUUGGUGCACAGUUCAUUUAAGCCCAUUAGUAAUGCUGAUUUUAUUGUUCCGGUUGAAAUCGAUGGAACUAUACAUCAGGUGUAUGUGCUGAAGCGGCCCCACGUGGAUGAGUUCCUCCAGAGGAUGGGCCAGCUCUUUGAGUGUGUGCUCUUUACUGCCAGCUUGGCCAAGGUGCCCGUGCAGUCCUGGUUCGAUGACAUGACGGACACAGAGCUGCUGGACCUCAUCCCCUUCUUCGAGGGCUUGAGCCGGGAAGACGACGUGUACAGCAUGCUGCACAGACUCUGUGACAGGUAGCGCCGGCCUCCGCCCGCCCCGCCCAUGCGCUCCGGGACCUCGGCCUCGGGGGACCUGCCUGGAGCGAGGACACUCCGUGCUCCAGGCCGCGAGGUCAAAGUGGCCAUACCUACCUGUUUUAUUUUUUAAGAACAGAAACACUAUUUUAAGAUGAACUCUUUUAACAGAUUUCAUAAAGGGACAUGCAUUUUACGGUAUUUGCUUUUCUUAAAACAUAC
Molecule: messenger RNA, 1397 nt
Organism: Puma concolor (puma)
Lineage: Eukaryota; Metazoa; Chordata; Mammalia; Carnivora; Felidae
Source: RefSeq, a predicted model, not a curated record